GCCGCUCAGGGUCAGGGGCCUCAAGUUGAUCUCCUCCCUUGCUUUUCCUUUCCCUUCUCUCGGACUCUCACCUCCCUUUGCUCUUCCUUCCCUGGCGACGGCGACUGGGCGAGCGGCGGCGCCAUUUGUCCUGUCUUCGCCCAGCCCUUUGACGGCAACAAGCGCAUCCUCCAGGUCAUGGCAGAGAUCAUAGAUUUAUCAGGGGACGGAGGUGUUCUUAAGACGGUGGUCCGGAAAGCAAAGGAUGAUGCUAUAGCGCCAUCUGAUAGUCUGCCCUUGGUUGAUGUUCAUUACGAAGGCACACUUGCUGAGAAUGGUGAAGUUUUUGACACCACCCAUGAAGACAACUCUAUUUUCUCAUUUGAAAUUGGACAGGGGGCUGUCAUCAAAGCAUGGGAUAUAGCCUUAAGAACUAUGAAGGUUGGCGAGGUUGCAAAAAUUACAUGCAAGCCAGAAUAUGCAUAUGGAACUGCGGGUUCACCACUGGAGAUACCUCCUAAUGCAACCCUCAUUUUUGAGGUGGAGUUAGUAGCCUGCAGGCCGAGGAAAGGUUCAAGUGUGGGUAGUGUCUCUGAUGAGAAAGCCAGACUUGAGGAACUUAAGAAGCAGCGAGAGCUAGCUGCUGCUACCAAAGAGGAAGAGAAAAAGAAGAGGGAGGAAGCAAAAGCCGCCGCCGCAGCCAGGGUGCAAGCAAAGCUUGACGCCAAGAAGGGGAAGGGAAAAGGGAAGGGGAAAUAGAUUACAACGUUGCUGCUGAUUACUGUAACCUAGGAAAUAAUAUGGGAGCAUCCAAGUCAAGCUUGGUUACUUACUAGCUACUGUGCUUGAUGUGCGCUGCCCCCUUGGUUUGCAGAAUAAGGAGAGAAAUAUUUGGCAUCUACGCAGAUCACCAAUCGUAUCGCUUGCUUUACCAAUUGACAUCACUGCUGAUUUGGGAUAACAUGUUCCUGUCUGACAGACUAGCUGCAUGUUUGUACCUGAAUGUCAAAAUAGUAAAAUUGACUGACAUUGAAUAGUAGCA
Molecule: messenger RNA, 1021 nt
Organism: Panicum virgatum (switchgrass)
Lineage: Eukaryota; Viridiplantae; Streptophyta; Magnoliopsida; Poales; Poaceae
Product: peptidyl-prolyl cis-trans isomerase FKBP20-1-like
Exons: 7
Coding region: 178-738 (186 amino acids)
Biological process (GO): protein peptidyl-prolyl isomerization
Cellular component (GO): cytoplasm
Molecular function (GO): peptidyl-prolyl cis-trans isomerase activity
Source: RefSeq, a predicted model, not a curated record